UUUCUUAAUUAUUGACGCAUGUGCGAAUUUUUGACUUUCGCGUGGAAACUUUUUUAGAGUUGAGCUAAGAACGUAUCAGACUUACACGAAUUGCCUGUUAUUCGAGAAUUGGGACUAUUGUGAAUAAAAAAUUAAGACAACUGAAAGUUGGUACACCCGUUGGACGGCCUUGCAUAAACCUCGUUGAACGCCGAACCAAAUUAAAAUCGCCAAGAUGUCGGAUCGCAAAGCAGUUAUUAAGAAUGCGGACAUGAGUGAGGAGAUGCAGCAGGACGCUGUUGACUGCGCCACCCAAGCUUUGGAGAAGUACAACAUUGAGAAGGACAUUGCCGCAUACAUCAAGAAGGAGUUUGACAAGAAGUACAAUCCCACCUGGCAUUGCAUUGUGGGACGCAAUUUUGGCUCGUAUGUGACUCACGAGACGCGCCACUUCAUCUACUUCUACUUGGGCCAGGUGGCUAUACUGCUCUUCAAGAGCGGCUAACUCAAACUUGACUUAGCCCCAAACCUUACACGUAUCCUACACUCUCACAUAUGUAUCCCUACUUGGUAGCAGUUGCAGCUUCUCCCGUUUGUUGUUGUAGCUCAUUCCCCAACACACAUUCACGUAUAUGAACUUUGAACUCUGAUUUGAAAUGGCACCAACGCUCAGUGUUCUACAAAGUUUUGAGUUUUAUUAAAGCCGCUAUGU
Messenger RNA from Drosophila busckii, 691 nucleotides. RefSeq names its product dynein light chain 1, cytoplasmic. Gene Ontology annotation, molecular function: dynein intermediate chain binding; dynein light intermediate chain binding. Gene Ontology annotation, cellular component: cytoplasmic dynein complex. The record is from RefSeq and is a predicted model, not a curated record. Lineage: Eukaryota; Metazoa; Arthropoda; Insecta; Diptera; Drosophilidae. Gene Ontology annotation, biological process: microtubule-based process; cilium assembly. The transcript is spliced from 3 exons. Bases 215 to 484 code for a protein of 89 amino acids.